Aspergillus calidoustus is the source of this 753-nucleotide messenger RNA. The record is from the annotation of a GenBank genome assembly. Lineage: Eukaryota; Fungi; Ascomycota; Eurotiomycetes; Eurotiales; Aspergillaceae.
AUGCGCUCCUACCUGGUUACCGGAUGUUCUCGAGGAAUCGGGCUAGAGCUUACACGUCAACUAGUCAAUUCGAAGGACGAUACUAUCAUCUUUGCAACUGCUCGGUCCUGCAAUAACCCAAAAUUCCAGGAACUGCUAGGUCAACACCAGGAGCGCAUUGUAUAUGUGCCCCUUGAUGUGACGGAUCAAGUCAGCAUCAAGAAUGCGGUAGAUAUUGUCACAUCAAAGCUAGAUGGCAGAGGAUUGGAUGUACUCAUCAACAACGCUGGUGUGAUGAGUUAUGGACCGAUUGAAGAGAUGGAUGAUUUGGAAGAUGUGUUCCGCACUAAUGUCCAAGGGGUGCACAACCUUACACGGGCAGUCUUGCCCCUGAUGAGAAAGGGAACGGAGAAGAAGAAGAUCCUUAACAUCUCUACAACGCUUGGCUCGAUCUCAAAAGAAGCGGUCAAUCGCCAUGUGGCAACCCCUUCGUAUAAGAUUACAAAGGCCGCUUUAAAUAUGCUUACGGUUAUCUACGCCAAUGAAUUGGAGAAGGAAGGAUUCACAGUGUUCUGUGUCAGCCCUGGGUGGUUGAAAACCGACCUGGGAAGCGAGGAAGCUGAUCUUCCCGUUGAUGUUGGUGUUACAUCUGUACUGAAUAUCCUUCACGGAUUUGGCCGGGACGGGAAUGGUCUGUUUCUCAAUAUCCAUGUCCCCGGGUGGGAGAAUGCGCCAGGCAUGAAUCAGUACGAUGGAAAGGAGGUACCGUGGUAG